Capsaspora owczarzaki ATCC 30864 is the source of this 4001-nucleotide messenger RNA. Its product is annotated as solute carrier family 12. The transcript is spliced from 2 exons. Gene Ontology annotation, cellular component: membrane. NCBI's taxonomy places the organism in Eukaryota, Filasterea, Ministeriida, Capsasporidae. Gene Ontology annotation, molecular function: chloride:monoatomic cation symporter activity. The record is from RefSeq and is a predicted model, not a curated record. The coding region runs from base 67 to 3864 and encodes 1265 amino acids. Gene Ontology annotation, biological process: transmembrane transport; monoatomic ion transport.
CAGCUCUCGGACCCCAAACCCCACCACCACCACCACCACCACCACCUGUUCUGUUGCCCAAAACAAAUGUCAAGGCCAUGGCAGCGUUUGGGCAACUCCUUUGAGGACGAGGGCGACGAGGACGAUGGCGGCACCACGACUGGCGCAGGCAGCUCGGGCAGCGCGGGCGGCUCUUCGCCACGGCACUACUCGUCCGCCAGCCACAGCGAGCAUUCGGUGUCCAGCGCAGAGCUGUCGGAUGCAGGAGCACACGGCAGUGCCCCAGAGUUCCGCUCUGACGGAAGCCCGCGGGCGCUGGGCCUGGGCACACCAUCGCAGCGAAGCUUUUCUGCACGGAAGAAGCCGUCGCGCCUGUCCUUCCUCAGGUCACCCUCGCGGCAAAUGUCCGUCUCGAGUCCCGCGUCACCGUACGACACUGACCACGACGAGUCAGACCAGGAGGAGAUGGACGAGAUCCACAUGCACGAUCCACAUCUCGGAGGGCCAAACUCGUUCGCCAUGAAGGAAUUUGGCGCGCUCUACCGCCGAAACCCGACCGUGCGGCUCAGCAUGCCCGCGCCCGAAGUCGUCAAUCCGAAAAAGCCAAAGCUACCAACCUUCUCAGGAGUGUUUGUGCCGACCUGCGAGUCCAUGUGGGGCGUCAUCAUCUUUCUACGGUUUGGCGUCCUCACUGGCCAGGCGGGCGUCGGGUAUGCCCUCUUCUCGGUGCUGCUUUCCGCGCUCUGCGUGUUGAUGAGCACGUCCUCCCUUUGCGCUGUCGGCACCAACGGCAAGACGCCCGCGGGUGGCACCUAUUACAUUCUAACGCGAUCGCUCGGCCCAGCGCUCGGCGGCUCGAUCGGCCUCUUGUACUACUUUGGACUCACCUUCAUGUCCACCGUCGAAGUGGUCGGAUUCACAGAAGGCUUUCACAUUAUUCUGCUCGACGCCUCGGAGCUCAGCUCACUCACCGGCAGCGCCUACUGGGACCAAGUACUCAUCGGCUUUGUCGUCCUGACCUUGUUGUGUGCCGGCUCGUUCAUUGGCGUCAGCUUUGUGCACCACAUUGGCCUCGUCUUCUUGUCUGGCCUGCUUCUCGCGUACGCCGCGGGCUUUGUUGGCUUGUUUGCCACCACGGGAGGCUGGGCUGUCGGCGAGGUGGACAUUGCACACGACGCCAAUUCCACGCUCAGCAUCACUGGUCUGAAUACGCAAACCUUGCGCGAUAACUGGGCUCCAAAGUACUCGGAGGGCUGGGACUUUAGCAUUGUGAUGACCUUCAUGUUCCCAUGUUUCAUUGGAAUCUUCUCUGGCGCAGACAUGAGCGGCGAGCUUCGAAAGCCCUUCAGCUCCAUUCCUCGCGGCACGUUUGCUGCCAUCAUGGCGUCGUCCACGCUGUACUCGACCAUCAUUUUGUUGCUCGGCGCGGUUGCAGCCCGCGAAACCUUGCAAUACGUCGAGCUCACGUUUGCGUUUGUCGCUUGGCCGACCAAAUGGGUGACGCUCAUUGGCAUUCUCCUCGUUUCGCUCGGUUCUGCCAUCCAGCUGUUGACGAUUGCUCCGCGCAUUCUCAACGCCAUUGCGGCCGACGGUCUUCUGCCGCCCAUUCGUUUCCUUGGCCUUGACCGCAUGUGGUCGCACGAGCCGCGCCGCGCCCUGUUUGUCACGUAUCUGCUCGCCAUGCCGUUCAUCUUUGUCUCCAAUCUCGACACCAUUGCAACCAUCGUCACAAUGUGCUUCCUCCUCUGCUACGCCAUGAUGAAUCUGGCCUGCUUUGCGCUCAGCGUCGUGCGCACGCCCGACUGGCGUCCGCGGUACCGGUACUACCACUGGUCGAUUGCGCUCUGUGGGUUUGUGUUUUGCAUUGUGCUCAUGUUCUACAUUGAGCCGAUUGCCGCUUUCGCGUCGAUGGUCUUUACGUUCUGCCUCUGCGUCUUUGUCCAAUUCUACGGCUCCAAAGCAGUGUGGGGUUCGGGCUUCCGCGGAGUUCGCUUCCACCUUGCCCUCUUGUCCCUGCUCGCCAUCGAAGAGGCCGACACUGAGCAGGACUUGGGCGAGCUAAUUCGUCAAUACCUCCCAGCAAGCUCGCCAAAAUUGCACGAGAGCAUCAAGCAACUCUGCUCUCGCCUCCUGUUCUGGCGGCGGCGGCCGCGUGGUCGCAAUAGCGCCCAGCGUUAUGACAGCGAAGAAGUUCUCGAACGAGACACGUCUGCCUUUGAGAUGACGCCACAGCCACCUCUGCCCCAAGCUGGCGCCGAUGGUGGUCAGCCUUCGAGCGGCGGCGGCAGCAGCGGCAGCCUGCCCAGCGUUUUGCCAGACAGCCUCCCCCUGCCAGAGCACAACAAGCCCACCGGCAAGUGGCGCCCACAGAUUCUCUGCUUUGACCAAAUCUACGACGAUGGCCGGUUGGCGCACCCAGGCCUCUUGUCGUUUGUGCACCAGCUCAAGGAGCUUCGCGGCCUGACCAUGGUAGCCUCUGUCGUUUCCACCAAGCCUUUCUUCCCCGAGCCACCGCCCGGCACCAACCCCGAGCGGUUUUACUCGUCCACGCGGCGGGCCUCCUAUCGACGAGUCACCGAGCACGUGAACGAGUGCAAGCGCCGCCUGCAGCUCAAGAUGAUUGAGUACCGCAUUUCUGGCUUUGCCGAGGUCGUGUCUGCACCGACCUUUGAGAUUGGCAAGUCCAUCUUGCUGCAAACCGCGGGUCUUGGUGGCAUGAAGCCCAACACUGUGGUCACGGGCUGGCCAACUUCCUGGCGAGCCCAGCCCGAGGUGGCACGCAGCUUCCUCAACACGGUGGAGGAGAUUCGCGCCGCAGACAAAGCCAUGCUCAUUCUCACCGGUCUGUCUGCAUUCCCCGGCAUCGACGACCAGAUGACUGGCACGAUUGACAUUUGGUGGAUUGUGCAGGAGGGUGGCUUGCUCUUGUUGAUUGGCCACUUGCUCGCCAAGCACAAGGUGUGGCGAAAGUGCCGCCUGCGUCUCUUCACUGUCGCCGAGCUGAGUGACAACUCGAUGGCGAUCGAGGAGCAACUGCGCAACAUGCUCGACCAGCUGCGAAUUGCAGCCGAGGUCAAGGUGAUUGAGAUGACGCGAGAGGACUUUGAUCCCUUCACGCACGAGUGGACCAUUGCCGCGCAAGACCGCAUGCGACUCGCCAAGACGACCGUCCAGAAUGUUGGCAAGGGCAUCUUCCCGUCACUGGUCGACGAGCUGUCCGGUGUGAAGCACAUUCCAAAACAAGCGAUGAGCGCCUUCGAGCGCGCUUCCCGCAGCAUGGCUACGGAAGACGUCGAUGGCACUGUGGAAGACUUUACCAACAGUGCCCCCGAAGAGCAGCACGCUGGCAUUCCAGAGGCUUGGCGCACCGACCAUACAGCGUCCGGUGCUGACAGCACGGGCGGCUCUGCGUUGCUGACGGAAGUUGCGCUCUCCACCCCCGAAGCCACCACCACCACCAACAACAACAACAACACCAAGAAGAGUCGCUUUGCAGUGUCCUACGUCGAGGGUGCGCCGUCAGUCAUUCCUGCAGCAGCUGCUGCUUCCACAUCUUCGGCACAGCCCCCGGCAGCAGCAAGCACGAAUGGCACAGACGCUGCACAGACCAAGCCUACGGACAAGGCUCAGACGUUUGUGCAAAAGCGGCAAAAGAAGCAAUUCAAAUCCUUCCUGAAGAUUAGCGCUACCGAUCGCCUGAAGAGCGCCAUCGAGGGCCAGUCCCGCGACGCAUCUCUUGUGCUGAUCAAUCUGCCCGUUCCGGACGAAGCAGCAUUCCGUCGCCCCGAGGAAUGGAUGAAUCUGAUUGAGCUGCUGACUGGAUCGCUCAAGCGUACGUUGCUGUUGCAUAGCGCCAACCAGCAAGCCAUCUCUGUUUACAAUUAACGCAACCCCCUCCUCAAACCUUCAUUUUUUCUUUCGUUUUUUUUUUUGAAAACAAUCGAUCAUUUGCUUGUUCGUUUUCGAGUCGUCUUUUCAGUGCAAUGUUUUGAUGUAGCUGUAAUAUGGUUUUUCUGCAAUGC